Rhipicephalus sanguineus (brown dog tick) is the source of this 937-nucleotide messenger RNA. It is a transcript of the gene Smug, whose product is annotated as single-strand selective monofunctional uracil DNA glycosylase. Bases 102 to 932 code for a protein of 276 amino acids. Gene Ontology annotation, molecular function: single-strand selective uracil DNA N-glycosylase activity; oxidized pyrimidine nucleobase lesion DNA N-glycosylase activity. NCBI's taxonomy places the organism in Eukaryota, Metazoa, Arthropoda, Arachnida, Ixodida, Ixodidae. Gene Ontology annotation, biological process: base-excision repair. The transcript is spliced from 4 exons. The record is from RefSeq and is a predicted model, not a curated record.
GCUCUGUGUGCGUUGACAGCGGUUCGCUACGAAGUGCAGUGUUUGCUCUUAAAAGAGACGCGACGCGAUCGACUAUCAGCAACAGUUGCCUGGCAGUGCGCAUGACGUGCAAUGAUGCCACCGCCGGCGACGAAAUUGCGGACGCCUUCCUCGCCAUCGAACAGAAUCAGAGCGAACUGCUUUCACGCAUUCCGUACGGCUCCAAAGUUUCCCACGUGUAUAAUCCCCUGGAAUACGCCCGCGAAACGCACGAGUGCUUUGUGCGUAAAUACUGCAGGACUAGAAAGCGGGUGCUGUUUCUUGGCAUGAACCCUGGCCCCUUCGGCAUGGCUCAAAACGGGGUGCCAUUUGGUGACACGGCACACGUCGUCGGCUGGCUCGGAAUCAAAGGCCAUGUAGCCAAGCCAAAGCACGAGCAUCCUCGAAGGCCUGUGUUGGGCCUUGGCUGCACCAGGAGUGAGGUGAGCGGCCAUCGCUUCUGGGGCCUACUUCGCGAGCUCACCAUUGGCGGGGAGCUGCUCCGAGGUCCCUGGUUUGUGCACAACUACUGUCCCCUCGUGUUCCUGCUCCCCUCCGGUGCCAACCUGACACCCAACAAGCUGCCCCUCGAAGCCCGCCAGCAUCUUCAGGCAAUAUGUGAUGCAGCCCUGUUAUCUGUGCUGGAGCUGCUGAGACCAGAGGCUAUAGUUGGCAUAGGCUGCUAUGCUAGGGACAGAGCACUCUCAGCACUCUCUGCAAGCCCCUUCGAACCACCUCGUGUGCUCUGCCUCACCCAUCCAAGCCCAGCCAGCCCAAAGGCCAACCGUGGCUGGCAUGCACUGGCCCUCUCGGAGCUGCUUUCGUUUGGACUCAUCUCGGCCAAUGUUGCCGACAGGGCCAGUGCAGAGCUGUGUCCUGCUUCCCAACUACUGAGUAAAACUGUUGCCACUUGACCAAA